AUGGCGGACAUCGUCAAGCAGAAAAGCGGCGCCGAUAGUCGUGUGCCGGUACUGGUCCAAGACCCCGAAUACUGCGUUUGGACAACCGAAAUCUUGAAGAAGAAAGAAAUGACGAUUCUUGAGGUACAGAAAAUGGAGGCAUAUCUCUACAUUGACGACAGGACGAUUGUGUACAGUGAGGGUCCAGGAAUUCCUCCUAUCAAAGAAGUUUGCGCGGAGCUGUCUCGAGCCCUCAAUACCUGGCCUGCAAUACUCAUUUGUGACCCUAUAAUUCCAGAUUGGGACCGGGAAAACCGAAAACUUUAUGGUGAUGUCAACACACCUUCGGUCUUGGCCAUGAGAGAACAACACUACGACGAAUUACCCUUGUAUGACGACAAAAACACUCAAAACUUUGAGGAACUCAAGGUUUAUGUGCGAAAAGGACUUCAACUUCCCGACAAAUAA
Messenger RNA from Pseudomassariella vexata, 447 nucleotides. RefSeq lists its product as uncharacterized. The coding region runs from base 1 to 447 and encodes 148 amino acids. Lineage: Eukaryota; Fungi; Ascomycota; Sordariomycetes; Amphisphaeriales; Pseudomassariaceae. The transcript is spliced from 2 exons. The record is from RefSeq and is a predicted model, not a curated record.